AUGUACCGCAUGAGGAUUUUCGCGCCCAACACCGUCGUCGCUAAGUCCAGAUUUUGGUACUUCUUGAUGAAGUUCCGAAAGGUCAAGAAGGCCACCGGUGAGAUCAUCAGCGUCAAUCAGAUCCACGAGAAGCGCCCACAGAAGGUCAAGAACUUCGGUAUCUGGAUCCGAUACGACUCCCGCUCUGGAACACACAACAUGUACAAAGAAUUCCGCGAGAUGUCACGAACCGACGCUGUCGAGGCUUUGUACCAGGACAUGGCUGCCCGCCACCGUGCGAGAUUCAGCUCCAUCCAUAUCAUCAAAGUUGUCGAGAUUGACAACAAGGAUCUCAUCCGCCGCCCCUACAUCAAACAACUCCUCACCAAGAACCUCAAAUUCCCUCUUCCUCACCGCAUCGCCAAGCCUCAGGGCAAGCGCGUCUUCGCUGCCUCGAGACCAUCCACAUUCGCAUAA
Uncinocarpus reesii 1704 is the source of this 456-nucleotide messenger RNA. Its product is annotated as 60S ribosomal protein L20. Gene Ontology annotation, molecular function: structural constituent of ribosome. Gene Ontology annotation, cellular component: cytosolic large ribosomal subunit; ribosome. The transcript has 3 exons. The record is from RefSeq and is a predicted model, not a curated record. NCBI's taxonomy places the organism in Eukaryota, Fungi, Ascomycota, Eurotiomycetes, Onygenales, Onygenaceae. Bases 1 to 456 code for a protein of 151 amino acids. Gene Ontology annotation, biological process: translation.